AGCUUAAUGACGCAAUAACCGCCCGUGACGCCACCCUGAUCCGUGCCGCCAUCUUGCGGAUAGAUAAACACGGGUUAAGAGAUGAAUAUGAAAAGGAAGUGACGUUUGGGGAGAAAAUAAUCGAAGAAUUGGAGCGAAAACGCGAUGAUGACGUACUUCCGGUGGAAAACGAUCCACACGCAGAUAUUCGCGCUCGACUACAAACAGCAUUGUUACGUCAGAUAUUGAAGAAGUGAAAUCUUUGAUUCUAGAAUAUCAACAAGGGAAUAUGGACGAUGAUGACGUCAUAAUUCAAGCGCGCGACGUUGUGUUACGUCACCAACUAAGAGAAGCGCUCCAUACGUCCAUGCACACCAAGGAUAUAAACAACAUACAACAAGCUAUAGAUGACGUAGAUGGUGCGAGGAUGCGUGACGUCAUGAAUGAUGACGUUAUACAGGCCGAGGAGCUUAUUCGAAUCCUUCAAGCGGAACGCGACGCAAAAGCGCGAUUGCUUCUACGUAAGAAAGAACUCGCCCGAGCGAUAAAACCCCCCGAUGUGAUAACACCAGUUGAAAAACCUGACGUCACACCUGUGGUAAAUGACGUCAUAAUACCUAUUGUCGACGAAAGAGAAGCGGAAGUCGCUAUGAUGAAACAAUUGCUAGCCGAAGCGAUGACGUCAAAUAACGUCACAAUGCUGGAAAUCGCGAUGCAGCGAAUAUUAGAUGCCGGUCUGUAUGACAUCAUGAAGGGGUUGUUUGAUGACGCAACAAUGACGUUGGAAUUAUGGAAAGAUCGAAUCGCGUUCAAGAAAAGCGUGGCCGAUAUACCGGCGAGGUAUGUAUCUGAAGUACGCAGUUACACCAACCCGCCACCAGGGGUACAUCACGUGAUGCAAGCUACAUUUAUAUUACUUGGGUUUAAUGAAAGUCAACUUAAGACAUGGAAAGACGUUCAAUCCCGGUUGGGCAGAGGUGGUACCGAUUCAUUCAGAUAUCGUGUUGUUAAACGAAGCGUGUCACAAAUUAACCAAUCAGAGAUCGAGAGAGCGCGAGAGAUUCUUUAUGACAUCACAAUAGACGACGCACAAAAUUUAAGUUUGUUGGUUAAUUUAUUUUACAGAUAUUGCCAGGCAACAAUGGAGGAGUGGGACGCCAACAUAGAUAACUUAUAGUUCAACAAACGUUGAUCAUGUCAUUCAAAUCGUUACGUCAUCAUGACGUCAAACAUUCAUUAUUUCCACAUAUUGUUAUUUUCCAAAAUCGACCACCCGCUGGAGGCGGAAGAGAACAUAUUGUUUACAUCACGUGACUCAUUAUGACGCAUCAAUCAAUCGACGCCCACGCUGUUAACGACAUUUCCGAGUUAAACACGUGUUUUUUGUUUUGGCGCCAACAUACCAAUGUAUUGUGACGCAAGGACGCGUUGUGACGCAACUAUCGCCAUUGUUUUAAUCACAAGAUCGUUUGUUAGACAACAAACAAUACAAAAUAUCGGUCAAAACAAAAUCAUCUGAUUUACAAAUUGUUGGAAAAUAAUGGAUUUAAAGCGUUAUUAUGACGUCACUAUGAGCAUGAGUCUUCGGCCGCUAAGAACGCAAUCAUUGUGGACUUAAAUGAAACACAAGGACUCGUUCUUUUACAGAAAGAUCCUCAGAAACACUUGUUAAACCACUUAUACAAACUUUCUACACAAAACAUGGGUGUACCGUGUAGAUACAUUCGCUUAUCAGUUCGUAUCUAAUUUACUGGGAUUCUACAACUUUAAGACGCGAAGAAUCGAUUCAAAUUUAAUGUUUUAGUUGAAAUUAUGUGUAUAGGAACUAUUCAACAUACAUUAUUAAACGUCAUGUCUUAAAGUUAAGUAGUUUA
Ciona intestinalis (vase tunicate) is the source of this 1853-nucleotide messenger RNA. NCBI's taxonomy places the organism in Eukaryota, Metazoa, Chordata, Ascidiacea, Phlebobranchia, Cionidae. The record is from RefSeq and is a predicted model, not a curated record.